UUUGUUGUUGUGAAAAUUGCAAACAUGAUGUACUGAAAUAUUAUUUUUUUGAAAAAUAUUGCAAACAUUCGAACAACAACAAGAAUUUGUACUGAAAUAUAUUUGAUAUAUAUGUCCACUUGAGCAUUCAAUUCAUCAAACACUGACCUACAAAAAUGGUGGUAGCCAUAGGGUUUGAGGGGAGUGCCAAUAAACUGGGAGUUGGCAUUGUGAAGAAUGGGGAGGUGCUGUCUAAUCCCCGAGAUACCUACAUCACCCCACCUGGACAAGGAUUUUUACCGCGUGACACGGCCAAGCACCAUCAAGCUGUUGUUCUCGAUGUUCUACAAAAGGCCCUCAAGCAGGCAAACCUCUCCCCAGAGGAUAUUGAUGUCAUAUGCUACACUAAAGGUCCAGGAAUGGGAGCCCCGCUGGUGUCGACUGCUCUCGUGGCCCGGACUGUAGCCCAGCUCUGGAACAAACCCAUUGUGGCUGUCAACCACUGUAUUGGACACAUAGAGAUGGGAAGACUAGUGACAGGCGCUACCAACCCAACUGUGCUUUAUGUGAGUGGCGGGAACACACAGGUGAUAGCGUACCUCCAGCGACGAUAUAGAAUAUUUGGAGAAACCAUCGAUAUAGCUGUCGGCAACUGUCUCGACCGGUUUGCAAGAGUCCUGAAGUUAUCGAACGAUCCAAGUCCAGGGUAUAACAUUGAACAGAUGGCAAAAAGAGGAAGCAAGUUUCUGGAGCUGCCGUAUGCUGUGAAAGGCAUGGAUGUCUCUUUCUCCGGGCUCCUGUCAUUCAUAGAAGAGAAGGCCCCAGGUUUAAUAGAGAGUGGAGAAUACACGGGCGAGGAUCUGUGUUUCUCCCUGCAGGAGACAGUGUUUGCCAUGCUCAUCGAGAUUACAGAGCGUGCCAUGGCCCACUGUGGAUCACAGGAGGUUCUCAUUGUGGGCGGAGUUGGAUGCAACAAACGACUCCAGGAGAUGAUGGGCAUAAUGGCGGAAGAGAGAGGGGCAAAAUUGUACGCCACAGAUGAGAGUUUCUGUAUAGACAAUGGGGCCAUGAUAGCUCAGGCUGGGGCACUCAUGUACCAGUCAGGCCAGACAACUCCUUUAAAAGAAACUUCCUGUACUCAAAGAUUCCGCACAGAUGAAGUAGAAGUGACAUGGAGAGACUGACCCCCCCCCCCCCCCCACACACACACAAAAGUGUACAUCUGACAUUAGUUAAGCGUACCCCACAUGUACAUCAGGAAUAUGCACUAGAUCUGACUCCAUCCAUUGUGUUCAUAUCAUAGACAACUGGUGUGUCUUAGGAGUUUUAUACAUGCCUGUUACCCAUUGUUUUUUUU
This is a messenger RNA of Mya arenaria, 1336 nucleotides long. Its product is annotated as probable tRNA N6-adenosine threonylcarbamoyltransferase. Bases 156 to 1163 code for a protein of 335 amino acids. Lineage: Eukaryota; Metazoa; Mollusca; Bivalvia; Myida; Myidae. Gene Ontology annotation, cellular component: EKC/KEOPS complex; cytoplasm. The transcript has 12 exons. Gene Ontology annotation, biological process: tRNA threonylcarbamoyladenosine modification. The record is from RefSeq and is a predicted model, not a curated record.